Molecule: messenger RNA, 428 nt
Organism: Tigriopus californicus
Lineage: Eukaryota; Metazoa; Arthropoda; Copepoda; Harpacticoida; Harpacticidae
Exons: 3
Coding region: 81-428 (115 amino acids)
Cellular component (GO): mitochondrial inner membrane
Source: RefSeq, a predicted model, not a curated record
CUUCUAUUUUCUGUCCGUCUGUAUUAUGCUUCUUCUGUCCAAGUGAGAACGGUGUGAACUGAACUGAAAGCCUGAUCAAGAUGGCGAUGUUGGGUACGACCGUGCGAUUGUUGGCUCGAGGAAGCGUUUGGGGCCCAUCCUCCGGCUUAAAGGCCGCUAGCCGGAGGUUGCUCUGCCCUGUAUCCCGUCCAUUCUCGUCCACGCCCACUCGAUUAAGUGAUCCCGAAGGUUGGGUUUACCGUGGAAUACGACAAGGCCACUAUGAAGCCAAAAUCCACGACAAGAUGGCCAUAGUCGUGAGCGCCAUCGUAUGGGCGUGGCUCACUUAUAACUCGUUGGUUAAUUACGAAAUGGUCUUGGGCCAUCACGCCUAUCCGGACCGGAAAGCCAUGACUAACGCUCAAUUGGGCGUUCCUGAAGACGAGUGA